AUGGACCCAAAUCCUCGGGCGUCCCUGGAGCGCCAGCAGCUCCGCUUGCGGGAGCGGCAGAAAUUCUUUGAGGACAUUUUACAACCAGAGACAGAGUUUGUCUUCCCCCUGUCCCACUUCCAUCUCGAGGCACAGAGACCCCCCAUAGGUAGUAUCUCAUCCAUGGAAGUGAAUGUGGACACACUGGAGCAAGUGGAACUUAUUGAUCUUGGGGACCAGGACGGAGCAGACGUGUUCUUGCCUUGUGAAGAUCCUCCAUCAACCCCCCAGACAUCUGGGGUGGACGACCAUCCAGAGGAGCUGCGCCUGCCGAUGCACACGCCAGACAGGGCCACAUCCCGCACUUCCUCCUCGUCUUCUGACUCCUCCACCAACCUGCACAGCCCAAAUCCCAGUGUCGGCGGCGCAGACACACCCUUGGCACAGUCUGACGAGGAGGAUGGGGAUGAGGGAGGGGCAGAGCCUGGAGCCUCCAGCUAGCAGUGGGCCCCGACCUAUGGACUGACUGAGCUGGCUAUUCUCCACCUGAGACCCUAGGCCCAGCCAGAGCUCUUCUGGGAAGACCAGACUCUACUUGUAGUAGACACCAGAGGGAGGAAAGGGAAGUGGGAUGGUGUCUCUCCUUGGGCGUUUGUUUUACUGCUAACCUUUUCCUGCUGCAACAUUCCCACUAGUGCUUGGCUUACUCCUGAGGUAGAGCUUGCGAGCAAGGAGAUGGAAAUGAGGCAGGACAAGAUGCCACCGGUUUUCUUAGCAUUCCUUCUCCCCAAACUACCCUGGCGGUCUUCUAACAGAGUCUCCUACACCAGUGUCCUAAACGGACAGGAACUCUUUAGCACUCAGAUGAGGUGGUACUCCAGCCAUCCUGCUUCCUUAUGUCCUUUUUUGGGAAUAGGGCAUGGUAUAAAUAAUAAACAAAUGAUAAUAUA
Myotis daubentonii (Daubenton's bat) is the source of this 929-nucleotide messenger RNA. RefSeq names its product dysbindin domain containing 2 (gene DBNDD2). Gene Ontology annotation, biological process: negative regulation of protein kinase activity. Lineage: Eukaryota; Metazoa; Chordata; Mammalia; Chiroptera; Vespertilionidae. Gene Ontology annotation, cellular component: cytoplasm. The record is from RefSeq and is a predicted model, not a curated record.